UGCUGCGACAAUGAUGUAGAGAAUCGAGCGCGGCGCGUAAUCGCGAUGAGCAGGCAGACGUAGGAUGUGAGCUCUCGAAAUAGCUGAUCGUUCCAUCGACAUCAGGAUUCUCUUGGUGAUCGAACUGAACUCGACAAACCGGGCACGAUGCCGAAGCAAGUGCCAGUGGAGAACUUGGUGAUCCCGCCGCAGGAUGGUCGGAUCUGCGGGACCAUUUGCAUCUGUCAGAUGACCGCGGUCCUGUCCUCCGUCGCCCUGGUCUAUCUCACCGUGGCCAUCUACAUGCCGAGCACCAGAGCCUUUCAAUCAGGCAUCAGCGAGGUGCCAGUGAUGUGCACGACGAUACGCGCGGUGAACGCGGACAACUGUGAAUGGGGUAGCUGCGGAGAAUGGUGUCUGUCGAAAACAUCCGGGCCCUGCGUCCAGAUUCACGUGAACCUUCGCAAGAAUGGCUCGACGAUACUGUUAGCGAACUGUACCAACACCACGAACAAGACUUGUUACGGUAUCGACCAGGAGAACGCGAAGAAAUCGAAAUGCAUCGCGGACGAGUGUCGAAAUCUGACCGGUACGUUCAAUUGUUCGUCCGGCGUGUGUAUCAACAUAACCGACGCGUUCGAGUGCAUAUUCCACGACACCGAUCCACCGUUGAAGUGUUCCGGUAGACGCGGCAAGAUAACCUGCAUAGACAUAGACGGUCUGUUCAACUGUAACCGCGGCACUUGCGAGCGAAUCAGAACCCCGUACAACUGCGAUCGUAGGUGCGUGGAUAUCCCGACCAGGAACAAGAACAUGAUCCUAUUGAGCGGUGACAAGGUUUAUCUGAGUCAAUGCGAGAGAGCUAUAGACGUUCAGACGAAUCGAGAGAUCUGGCACGAGGAUCGAGGCGACGUCAUGAUGGCGUCCUGUUACGGGAUAUUCAAUUCCACCCUGGGUGUCGAGGCUGUCGAUUGCAUCAACGGUUCCGUGCUAGAGAAAGACCUCCUCACCGACCUCACCAACUUCACCUAUCUGUCCUAUCUGAACAUAUUCGCGACGAAACCAUUGGACGAGACCAGAAUGGUCGCACCGCCCGAGCAGGACCUCAUUAUAGCCAACGAGAGUCGCCUGCUGAUUAAUCUAGAAGGCUGCGUCAACACCCUUCGCGAGGAAUGCAAGGAAUUUCUUCACGAAUACGGGAAAGAUGGAUCAGAUCAUAACGCACGCGCUAGAUUCCCGUGUUACUACGCCGAGAGUAACACCGGGGUGGUGGUGUCCCGAUUCAACCUGGAGACCACCUAUAAGGAGUUCCUGAUCGCGUUGCUGUUGCCCAGUAUCUUGUUCGUCGUCAGUUGUCUGACGUUGAUCUUUUGUCAGAGGACCGUGGUGGUCGGCGACGAUGCCAAGAUGAGAUUCAAGGGCACGGUUGGCGCACUCGUGUCGAUAGAGAAGAGCGCUUCGGGUAACCUAGGGGAUGGGCGGAGGAAACUCUGCUAUGGCGCUCUGAGAUCCGUCACGCAUUCCCCUCCUGGAGGAGUCCGGCUCGUCAGUCGAUAUUCUCCCUGCGCGGGCAUUAUUAAGGUGUGGGGAGGGGGGGAACGCGUGGUUAAAAUUCUCAUCUUGCAAAAAAAUAAAAACUACAAAAGAAAACAUACAAAUACUUCUGCAAAAAGCGCAAACUAUCUUUGAAAAUCGAGCAAAAAGAAAAAAGAGCGAGAGAGCAAGCGGUCAAGAACAAGUACCAAAGAAAAAAAAGCAACAAGAUUUUUCCUACUUGCACUGCCUGCACAAAAAAAAGAAAAAAGAAAAAAGAGAAGUACACAUUCGAGAGCACACGUGCUUUUUUUCAAAUAUCCGCGUCGCUGCCAACACACACAACCGCGCACAUGCGCGCGGAUGAAUCGCUUCGAGAGGUUCGUAUGACCGGAUAACGCGACACUGCUCUCGCCUGUUUCUCUCCUGCUGACAAGGAGAUUGGAUCCUGAAUUUGGACUCGACCAAUCAUAUUUCGGAUACGACGGCAAACGUUAACUAGGAACAAAAAGAAAAACCAAGGAAAGCAAAAGGAACAACAGACAAUUCGGCGUCUUUUACACGUGACACGACAUUCGUCGGUAGCUUUUAAGUGUCCCCCUUCUGAUUGAUUCGCCGUGACAGUAGAUAAGAACCACUUAUUACAUAUAGCUCUGCGUAUCGAGGCUAAGCAACUCUUAUUGUAAUCACACCGACACUACCAACCACUUUGAUACCCGAAGGACGUGCCUUGCUGGUAAAUGAUCGAUCCGAGACGAUCCCUGCACAGCUGGCAACAAGCCUACAGAGAGAUCUUUGAUAGACUCGCCGCUUAGUGCAUCUUUUGAAAGUAUUUCAACCGUACGCUUGCCAUAUAAAGUUAAUUCAAUUUAAUCAAACAACAAUAAGUUGAACGAUCGAAGCUCAUCGUCGGCCUAUAGCGAGAAACACGAAUCCGAUG
Eufriesea mexicana is the source of this 2452-nucleotide messenger RNA. RefSeq names its product tipE homolog 3 phospholipid transfer protein (gene Teh3). NCBI's taxonomy places the organism in Eukaryota, Metazoa, Arthropoda, Insecta, Hymenoptera, Apidae. Gene Ontology annotation, biological process: regulation of sodium ion transport. The record is from RefSeq and is a predicted model, not a curated record. Gene Ontology annotation, cellular component: plasma membrane. Gene Ontology annotation, molecular function: sodium channel regulator activity.